AUGCAGUUCCUCUCCGCCGUCCUCGCCCUGGCCGCCACCGCCUCGGCCGCCACUCUGGUCCCCCGCCAGCAGGCAUUCUUCGUCAAGGGCUUCAAGGCCGCCUGCGUCCCGCACAGCGUGCGCUGCCAGUACUCGUUCAACAUCACGUCGGACCCGCAGCUGUUCCCCGAGGGCACGAGGUGUGAGGCCACGCUCAACGGGCCCGACAAGCUCCCGGCCGUCACGCAGCAGCCGUGCGACAACACGUGGAAGUUUGACGUCAAGCCCCAGGACGGAGGCCUCUACCUGGCCGCCUUCCUGCCCAUCAACUCGCGCGUCAACCAGGACUACUGCCACAAGAUCCCCGCCGACCAGCUGGUCGUUGACGACAACGGCGCCGUCCAGACCCAGCGGUACAAUGGCCCCACCGACUUCCAGGUCUCCAUUUUUGAGUGCGACAGGUCAUAA
Messenger RNA from Pyricularia pennisetigena, 447 nucleotides. RefSeq lists its product as uncharacterized. The transcript has a single exon. The coding region runs from base 1 to 447 and encodes 148 amino acids. NCBI's taxonomy places the organism in Eukaryota, Fungi, Ascomycota, Sordariomycetes, Magnaporthales, Pyriculariaceae. The record is from RefSeq and is a predicted model, not a curated record.